AGUUUUGCAGUUGCUGUAGGGUCACAGGUUGGGGGUGUCAUGGAAACAGCUUGUCAUCUGUGUCACAGAUAGGAAUUCAUAUUGGGGUGAAGAUUGGGUGAAGGUCACAUGAAGAAUGGAUAGACAGACAAACCGAUCAUGGCUCAGAACCUGAAGGAUUUUGCUGGUCGUCUGCCCGCGGGGCCCCGUGGUCUGGGGACCGGUCUGAAGCUGCUGCUGGGUGCGGGUGCAGUGGCCUAUGCCGUCAGGGAGUCUGUCUUUACAGUGGAGGGCGGUCAGAGAGCCAUCUUCUUCAACCGCGUCGGGGGUGUGCAGAAGGACACCAUCCUUUCCGAGGGACUUCACUUCAGGAUUCCCUGGAUCCAAUAUCCGAUUAUCUAUGAUAUCAGAGCAAAGCCCCGAAAAAUCUCCUCCCCCACUGGGUCCAAAGAUCUACAGAUGGUGAACAUCACCCUCCGUGUCCUCUCUCGCCCUCUGGCCUCCGAGCUCCCUCUGAUGUACCAGCGGCUCGGCUUGGAUUACGAGGAGAGGGUCCUGCCAUCCAUUGUAAAUGAGGUCCUGAAAAGCGUGGUGGCCAAAUUCAAUGCUUCACAGCUCAUCACACAGAGAGCUCAGGUCUCUCUCUUGAUCCGUCGGGAGCUGACAGAGCGGGCAAAAGAUUUCUACCUGAUCCUGGACGACGUGGCCAUCACAGAGCUGAGCUUCAGUAGAGAAUACACAGCGGCCGUCGAGUCCAAGCAAGUGGCCCAGCAGGAGGCGCAGCGAGCUCAGUUUUUGGUGGAGAAGGCCAAGCAGGACCAGAAACAUAAGAUCGUCCAGGCCGAGGGAGAAGCCACCGCAGCCAAGAUGAUUGGUGAUGCUCUCAGUAAAAACCCCGGUUACUUGAAGCUGAGACGGAUCCGUGCAGCUCAGAGCAUAGCCAAGACGAUCGCUGCAUCCCAGAACCGGGUAUAUCUGAACGCUGACAACCUGUUCCUCAACCUCCAGGAUGACGCCUUCACCAGGUGAGGACCAUUUUUGACUUUACGGUCAGCGGUCACAAAAGGGACGCAUACAAGAGUAUGGCG
Messenger RNA from Hyla sarda, 1067 nucleotides. RefSeq names its product prohibitin 2 (gene PHB2). The transcript has 9 exons. The coding region runs from base 139 to 1008 and encodes 289 amino acids. Gene Ontology annotation, cellular component: membrane; mitochondrion. The record is from RefSeq and is a predicted model, not a curated record. NCBI's taxonomy places the organism in Eukaryota, Metazoa, Chordata, Amphibia, Anura, Hylidae. Gene Ontology annotation, biological process: mitochondrion organization.